UAAUAAAUAUAUUUAAUAGAAAUGGACCAGAGAGAUAUUAGUAACAUGGAAUGUAUGGAGUUAAUGGAGUCUGCUAAAGACAUUUUGGAUAAAGAAGACUGCAAUGAGUUUGGAGAACUUCGGGAUUAUAAUUGGAAUGAGUUUGAGAAUACUGGGAACACUAAAAUUGAAGUAAAAAUGCGUAAAAGAAGACCUAGCAGUGCUAAAAGGCACUUCAAGGGAAAAGACAAGCCAAAACUCACCACUAUAAGAAAAUUUCAGUCGACUCAUAAUAUCAGAUAUGACAAAUGUCCCAAGAAGAAGGCUCCGCUUGAAGAUAUAAAGUCUGAAUCUUGGGCAUCCAGUGCGACUGGGCUAGAAUUAGAAUCAAUUAAGAAAUUUAGUCAAUCUCCGAAGAAACGUUAUGAGCAUUCCAAUUUAGUAACACUUCGGAGAGACCGACACCAGAGAAGCAAGGAUAGUGAGACUAUCGGACACACUUUCGAUAAUGGACAAAUUCUUGAAAUAAAAUAAACCACAACCAACAAUCGAGGGAAAGGACCUAGAACAGCUUAAAAUAGAGAUGAUAAGGGAAAUGAACAUGAACCCGAUGACUAAAUGUCUUAGUGUCGCACAAAAGUUAGCAAUCAUCCAAGAAAAGCUACAUCAGGAAAGUUCUCACAAAGACCCAAAUGCCAUCCCACAAGUUGUUAAAAAGGAAAAGAAUUCGAAGCUAAAGGAGAUGAGGAAGGACUUGAAAAGACUUUCAACGAUCCUCCGUAUAAAGCAGAGAUCUUUUAAUAAAGUAAAAGAAGAUAUCCUGGCGAGUCCGAAGACGAAGGAAUCGACUAAUCUGUCGAACAAGGAUGACCAGUCAAAUGUAUGGAAGAGCUCAGAGAAGGAUAAGAGUCAAUCUGAUAGUGAGGUUGAUAGCUCAGAAGAGUUUUUUGGGAUAAAUGAAAAAAAUAAGGUUAAGAAUGGAAAGAAAUCAAAAUUUAGUUUGGUAAAGAAAAAGAACUUAGUAAAGCAGAAAGCGACAUGCAAAGUGCAGAGCUUCAAGAAUAAAGAUAUCAGAACCCCGUUUAUCUCUCUUCAGUCAAUCCAGUUUAAGAAAAAGAAAGAAAAAGCUCAGAUGAAUGCUGACCUCCAGGACUGUCUAAAUAAGGACUCUUCAAGCAGAAGUAUUCCGAAGAGAAAAAUUUUUGGAAAAGAUAAUGCAGAUUUAGAUGUCAUAUCUAUAAGAAAGCCAUUAUCUCCGACAUUAAAGCACCAAGGAUUCUACACCCAUCGGGAAGCAGAAUUCUUACUCAUGAACACCACUGAGCUGUACCACGCGUUAAAAUAAAUCCUUAAACAAGAAAUACUUUGAACUCAACUGAAGCAGUGUCACGGACUCACAAGAAAGCCUUCAGUUGGUCAAGAAGGCCAUGAAACUGUUGGAAGAGUACUCUAAGACUAGAGGGAAAAUUAAGAAACAACUAGCCUAUCGUUAUGAAGAUAAAAAUAGUGCGUCACAUACAUCAAGAGUUGAUGACAAACUGGCAGAGAAACUUGUUGAUAUAGUCAACCAAAUUGAAGGCUUAUUGCAACCUUCUGGAUAUGAGUUUCGAGUUAUACUUGGCAUUACUAAGCAGAUUAAGGCCCGAAACCAGGCUAAACAGCUUAAAUCAGUAAGACCUUCUCAGAAGAUAUCGCAUUUGAAGAACGUUAGCUUCCAUCAAACGAGCUCUUUCAAGACUGAGUAUAACAAAAUAAAAUGACAUAAGAAACGGAAGAUCCUCAGUAAUGAAAGAGAGCCUAACAAAUCUCCAUUGAUUCAGUUAAACUUUAUUACCAGAGAAAGUCAGAUGAAGUCUCCAUUUAGCCCUGUAACUGAAGAAAGAAACAUUCCUUUUAUCCAGACUCAUAAAUGCUCAAGUUUCUCUCCAAAGAAAGGGCGGAAAAGGUCUCCACGUAAAGGAGGAAAACAAAGUAGAAAGGAUGUUUUGUGUCGAGAUAAGUCUUCCUCUCUCAUGAAGACCAGUUAUAUUUAAGAAAAUUGAUCAUACAAUUAUUGGAAAGCUCCAGAAUGCAAAGGAAAGUCUGAACCAGACUUUCGAUACAGAGAGCAUCAAGAUGAGAGUCAAUAGAAGACGAAUCAUCAGUACUAUUAGGAAUAAAAUGAAGAGUAAGAAUGGCAGCCCUUCUAAAAUCCCUGCUCUAAGCUUUAAGAGAGAUGGCAAAAUUUGUGUAAUACCACAAUUGAAGAAGACUUCAAGGAAGAAAGGUCAGUCUUCUCGGAAUGUGAUAAAUGAACGAUGCUUGAGCGAAGGCCCAAGGACACCUCUGCUAUUUUCAAAUGGAAGAAAGCUGAAGAAGCUUAAUGAUUCUACAAUGUUUUAAGCUGAUCAGUUCACACCUUGAUAAGGACCCAACUUCAGAUUUAGAGUCAGAUGUGGAUUCUAUUAAGAAGAAAUAUUUACUGCGUUUUUAAAAUGAACCUAAUUCCCA
Messenger RNA from Moneuplotes crassus, 2469 nucleotides. The record is from the annotation of a GenBank genome assembly. Lineage: Eukaryota; Ciliophora; Spirotrichea; Euplotida; Euplotidae.